UCCCCUUUUUUCCAGGAUGACCUCAGAGCUCUGUCCUCAUUUCAGCUCCAUUAAGUCUUUCCAUUCAGCCUCUGUGCUAAUUCUCCUUCUGCUUGCUGGACCUGGAAGCACAUUGGGCCCCGGCGCUCACAGAGUGAGGGCAGGGCUUGAGGGACGAGCUAGAGCCGAGGGGAGGAUAAGAGCUGGGGUGAAAGACCCGAGCCGGGACAAGGCAAUUACUGAGGGCAACACUGAAACUGGAUUUGGAAAUACUCAUGUUUCUGGAGGAGCAGGAGAAGAUGGCGAGGUGUGGCGGGACCCUGGUACUACUACUGGAUUCAGGUCUGUGCUUUCUGUAGGAGACGGUGGCCUGUGGGAGCCCCGCAGUUCCUCUCGCUGUGUGCCCGUCCCGCCUGGCAUGGCCUUGUGCCAAAACAUUGGUUAUGACUCUAUGAGGAUGCCCAACCUGCUGGGCCAUGACUCUCCAGCCGAGGCUGUACAUCAGAGUGCCAGCUGGUUGCCACUGCUAGCCAGAGAGUGCCACCCUGACGCUCGCAUCUUUCUCUGCUCUCUCUUUGCACCCAUCUGUCUAGACAGGUUUAUAUCACCCUGCAGGAGUUUGUGUGAAUCUGUACGGGACAGCUGUGCGCCAAUCAUGAGUUGCUAUGGCUACCCCUGGCCAGAAAUACUGCGCUGUGACCAGUAUCCUGCAGACCAUCUCAUGUGCAUCUCCUCCAUCACCAACACCACUGUGAACACUGGUGGGCACAGAGUGCCUGUGGCGAGCUGCCGUGACUGUGAACUGGAGGUGGCCUCCUCUUCUAAAGAUACACUGGAGACUUUUUGUAGGAGUGAUUUUGUUGUGAAACUGCGUCUAAAGCGUCUCAAGAACAGUCCAGCGAGUCUGUCUCAGUACUCGCUGGCUGCCAAACUGCAGGUCCUGAAGCACGGACCUCUGGUAGGAGGGCAGAUCCGCUCCCAAAUUGAGCUGUGGCUAGAGAGGGAUGCCACGUGUGUGAGGAACAUGACACGGCACCACUCUCAGGGCGGUACCUUCCUAGUGACAGGUACAGUGCAAGGGGAGAGGCUGGUGGCCAACAAGGCUUACGUCUGGCAGAGACGGGACAAGAAACUGAUGGGAGCUGUGCGCAAAUGGAAACAUCACCGGUGCAGGAGUUAUGAUUAGGUGUUUAUUCCUACAAAUUUUUGAAAAAACUGAAUUGUGAAACCAGCAUUGAGCAGCUGUGGUUUAGAGAUGCAUAGAUUUAGAAAAAUAGAAUGUAACCCUGAGCCAAUAACUGUAAAUAAUAUUUGGAGUAAUCUUUUCACAAAGGAGCUUAAGUAUACUGUAGGGCUGCAACAUUUACUUGAUUUUCUGAUUAUUAACUGAUUACCAAGUUAAUCGUCAACUUUUUUGACAAUCAAUCUGAACACUUCUGGGUUUUUGUUGUGUUUUUUCUCUUCGAAAAUGUACAUAAAGUAUCUGUGAAUUUUAAAUAAAUACUGAUGGUCUAUAUUUGUAUGACUUUGAGAGGAAUUAAAUGGAGCGCCGUGAAGACUGAA
Solea senegalensis (Senegalese sole) is the source of this 1542-nucleotide messenger RNA. RefSeq names its product secreted frizzled-related protein 5. The record is from RefSeq and is a predicted model, not a curated record. Lineage: Eukaryota; Metazoa; Chordata; Actinopteri; Pleuronectiformes; Soleidae. Gene Ontology annotation, molecular function: Wnt-protein binding. The coding region runs from base 17 to 1165 and encodes 382 amino acids. Gene Ontology annotation, biological process: canonical Wnt signaling pathway; negative regulation of canonical Wnt signaling pathway; non-canonical Wnt signaling pathway. The transcript has 4 exons.